Molecule: messenger RNA, 4164 nt
Organism: Sporisorium graminicola
Lineage: Eukaryota; Fungi; Basidiomycota; Ustilaginomycetes; Ustilaginales; Ustilaginaceae
Exons: 1
Coding region: 1-4164 (1387 amino acids)
Source: RefSeq, a predicted model, not a curated record
AUGCUGUCGACCACCAACACCGCCCCCGUUUUGCAUCACACCAACGAAUUCACCGUUCCCAAAGCCAUACGCUCCGCCUCUUCUCCUUCGGGCAGCUUCCCGACCGUGCAGCAUGCUCGCGUCACCAGUCUAGACCUCAAUCCACGCUCGGCCUCGGAGUCCAACUCAGCAUCGGCACCGGUCUCUGUAUCGGCUUCAGCAUCGCGCACACACAGCCUUUCCACCUCCCCUUCGGCGUCGCAGCUCUAUCCACGCUCCUCUAUCCUCAUCAACGCGCGCAAACGUCGAUACUCGGGCGUCAUCUAUGCUGAUGACUCCACCGCCGCUGGAUCUUCCUCAGCAGCUGCCCCCGUCGUCACCCACAUCCCCGCCGUACCUUCGCGCAAGGAAAGAGAAAAGGAGCGAGAACGUGCGCGCGAACGAGAAAAGGAACGAGAGCGGGAACGCGAAAGGGCAAAAAGCAAGGAUGAAGAGAAAAUAUGGGGGAUCCCCAAGAAAGCGCUCCUCCUCGGCCUUGGCGAUCUCAACUUCAACGCACAGAUGGCCAUGAUGGCCGGAUGGGGUCAUGGAAGCGGAGGGGCGUCCAUCUUGCCGAGCACAGCCAUCCCGACCAGCAACGACCGUAAACGGCUUCGUCCUUCCUCAUCUGCCGAGCUGCCCAGACCCUCCUCUUCUUCUUCACGCCGUUCUGCCCGACACAGCGACAGCGAGGACGAUGACGACGACGAUGAUGACGAUGCGCCAAAGCGCGGCAGCUGUUCUCGACACGCUUCUCGUAGCGCUCGCGACGGUGGUGCACACAACUCCUCUGCCAAGAACGAUGGCGGCCUCAGUUCCUCGCCCACCGAGGAGCCCUUGGAUCCCGAGGAACUCGCCGCGCUCAAUGCCAUUAUCAACACCCGUCGCAGUAUGGCUGCAGCGCAGGCGCUCGUCAGCGGCUCCCUGAGCCUAGGCCCGCGCGCUCUCCGCACCUCUACCAGCUUUGGAAGCUCGGCACAGGAUCUCUCGCGUCCACCACUCGAGGAAAAGCGUUUCGAGUCACAGGACUCGGUCCCCAGUAUGAGCUCCAUCGGAAACUCUUCGCUCAGCAUCGCCAGCAGCAGCCAGCCUCCCACCACGACCUCUGAAAAGGCUCUGCAGCUGCCUGCGACACAUCCCAGCUCCUCCAGCACAACAACGACUGUGCUCGACGCCAGCGAGAGCAAGUCAGCGCGCAUCCGCUUCGCACCUUUGCCAACGCCCACCUCGGCUCCACCUAUGCUCGGCAGAGGCUCGGAUGCGCUCAAUGGCGAAGCGGUGCUCGAGGAUUCCGACGAGUCCGACAUGACCGAUUCAGACUACGACAGCGACGACGAUGCCAAGUCGAUGAAGGGCAAGUGGUACCUCAUGGGCAUGCCCUCGGCCUACUUCAAGCCCCAAUACUACACGGGCAAGAGCAGCAAGCGUCGCCUCAGCAAGAGCAGCGCCGCAGCCGACGGGGGCGACGAUCGAUCCGAGGAUGGCAACAGCAGCUUCCGACGCAAGAGCACCGGCAGCUUGUCAGACACCAUGGGCCCGGACGUGGCGCGCAGAAUAGCAUCCGAAAACGACGAAGAGGAACGCGGCAGAGCAGGCGCUUCGGGUUCCAAGGACAAGCGCAAGGCGUCGCACUCACGGAGACGCUCUCGCAGCCGCACGGGCGGCGCUAUCAGCUCGGGCGACGAAGACGAACGUGCACGUCGCAGAGAGCUCAUCCGUCUUGCGCGUCCGGGCGGCACGGGCAUGGUCACGCUCCCGGAUGGCACCAAAAUCCGUGCACGCCGCGUCAACGAUCAACUCAGCCAGGACGAGCCUGAGUUCAAUGAGUGGGGGUUUGCCGGGCUGGCUCGAGAGGCGUCACGUCGUAGUCUCGGAGGUGGAAGCGGACCGCCUUCGCUCGCCACCACGCCCAACGGAUCCGAUUACAGGGGUCUUUCUGCCUACAUGGAGGCCGAGGAGGAAGAAGAGGAUGACGGCUCUGGAAUGGCCUGGGUUCGCCGCCGGCGACGAGAAAGGGAGGCAAAGGCGCGCCUGGAACGCGAGCAGGCCGAAAACGCAGCGGCCGAAGCAGCUCAGGGGGGAGGCCAAGCCACGCAGGAAUCAGCAUCGACAGAGCCGAACGUGCAAGAGGCUACUGCCAGUGUCAUCGCAACCAACGGCAGCGCAACAAUCCAAGCUUCUGAAGCCGAAGCAACGACGGCAUCUGUCCCCACUACGAUUCUCGGCGACUCGGACAUCUCGGACAUCUCGAUGACGAAAGACGUGGCCCCUUCUGCUCCUUUGGACGAGCCCAUGCCCUUGUCAUCAUCAGAAGCAACAGCCCAGCCUGAGACGGUCGCAACAACGCCACAAAGGGCAAAGCGCCAGUCGCAGCUGAGCACCAUCGAUACAUCUCGUCCCUCGAGCAGCGGCAUGUUUGCAGACGGAGGUGCCUUGGUCGCCUCUCCGACCGCCGAUGAGCUACCACCUGCAAGUCUCGAGGCGUCGAUGCUAUCCGAGACUUCGAUUGGCGAGUCGGCAGCUAUGAGUGGAAGUCAGAUUCUCAGCAGGCCCAGCCGCGCAGCAGCAACCGAAUCUUCUGCUGUUCCCGGAGACAGCACGCCUCGUCAGAACACGGGACUCGGCCUCACUGCCGACAAGGCUGAGGAGAUUCGACGCAGGCACGAGGAUGAAGUUGCAGCGCUCGGUGCUGAAGUGCUCGCCCAGACGCGGCGCAACAACCAACGUCGACAAGCGAGCUCGUCGAGCCGUGGUGUCAACACGCCCUUGCUUGGCGGUGAGGAAUCUGCCAAUGAGCAGCCACACCAGAACUCGCCAAGCAAGGGCAUCAGUAGCCGCGUUAGCCAGGGACAGGUCGCCUCGCCUCCGACGCUGUCCAGCUCCACUAUGCAUACCGACACUUCGCGCGAGUCUGGACACAGCGGGAAGAAGUCGAUCUCACGCGCUGUGGGCUCCAUCAUGCGAAAGGCGACCACCGACAGCGAAAAGACGGUGCGACAACCAGUUCCCACGUCGCUCAAGCAAGAGGUAGUGUUCGCGCAGGUGGCAGAGCCGGCAGAGAGCAAGCGUUCGGACGAUGUCUCGGAGACGACCACUGCGCCGGCGCCGGCGCCGGCGGCGAACCAGAAGCACAAACGGGAUGCAUCCUCAGCUCGUAGCCCUUCGCCAGAAAGCAUGCUCUCGCGCCAUUCGUCGGCGGUGGAUGGAUACACGGCGUCUGUAGCGAGCAAGUCGGCGUCUUCGAUUCAUACUGUGGGCAGCUUGCACGCUACUUCGCCCGUUUCUGCCAAACGCAUUUUGCUGGACCCUUCAGUGAGCACGCCUGCGCCGUCUCCCUGGCUGCCGCGUCGACCGGAUGCACGCGGAGUGGCCGUGGUGCCGCUGCCCCAGCUGGGCGUUCGACCUGAACGUCCACGAGAAGGACGUGUGUGGCAGUGGGACGACGACGAUGCGUCGGAUACUGGCAAGGACGACUUGAAGCAAGAGCGAAAGGAGGAAGAGGAGGAGGAGGAGGAGGAAGGCUCGGAUCUGGAUGCUGAAGAGUUGUUGGAGGAAGAGCGCAAGACGGCCAUGCAGAAGAAGCGUGCUACGACGCGUGCGGCCGGUCAGGAGGUGGUGCACGCGCGUCUGGGCAAGAAGGCAUCGGCUCGCGCAAUCACGGAUCUGACGGCAUCGUACGACGACAUGGCGAUCGCUGGUGGCUCGUCGACGUCGCGCCAACGCACUGAGCGCAAGAGCCGUCGACGCAGCAUGGAUCCGCGCAUGCCGAGUGGGCCUCGCAAAGCGCCACCUAAGCUGGUGCGUAGCCGUCGCUCACUGCAGGCGAUGCAAGGGGGCGAGGGCGGAGGGAACGAGGACGAGGACGAGCAGGACCUGUGGCCGGCAGUGUCGGCGACGAGUAAAUCUGGCACCCCGCGACCUCGACACAUUUUGGUCAACUUGCCUGGAGGACCGGGAAUCUGGGACAGCAAGACGGGGGGUGGACGCAAUGCGGUCGCCGCGAUCAACACGGUGGCAGCAGCACGGGCCAAGGCGAUCAAGAAGAGAGCGAAGGAUCACCGCACGUCGUUCGAACUGCCGCCUGACUGGGAUGACGAGAUGAUGGACUACGGCUGGCCGCGCAGUCUCAAAGGCUCGCUGUAUUGA